Molecule: messenger RNA, 30060 nt
Organism: Xyrichtys novacula (pearly razorfish)
Lineage: Eukaryota; Metazoa; Chordata; Actinopteri; Labriformes; Labridae
Source: the annotation of a GenBank genome assembly
CCUUUAAAGAGCCCUCAUUUGAAUUGCUUCACUAUAGCUUCUGUCUCCUCCUCUCCCUCCCUAUGAGCUCACCAUAAGGGUUUUACAGAAGUCAUGUUAUAAAGUCAUCAUCGUCGAGUUAAUCAGUGUUACUUUUUUCACAUGAGAGAUAUGAGAUAUGACCCCAAAAGUGUGAAAGAAAACCCCCUGAGCAGUUUCUGUUUGUUGUGUAUAACAUCGCUCUUUUACGAUACACCAAUUAGUGAUGUCACAAAUUGAGUAAGUUGUAUCCUCUUAUUUAAUUCUCGUGCAUUUCUUUUGAACAAAGGAGUGGACGUUCUCAGUCUGCGAUUAUUCCAGCAUGCCUUCUUUCAAAUUCAAAAGUUUUCCGACUUACAGAAAUGUCAUCCAUCAUUUUAACUUUUUAUUUGUUUAUAAAAUAGCAAAAAAGUAUGUUUGCACCUCUUUAGGCAACCUGGUGUGUGUUUUUUUCUGUAUGAGAGUACGUGCCAGAGAAACAUCAAAAUGCAAAGACAAAACUUGUCAAAUUUAUUUUCAAGAUCUACAAUUUAUACACUUCAGCGUAGUGUUCAUGUGAAGAACUCAAAAAGGGUUAUUAAUUCUGAAUAUUCAUUUUUCACUCACGUAUUAUAGAAACCAAAGAUACCAAAAAUAGCAUCCAUAGUAGUGGACAGUCUUCCAAGAAUUUGAUCUACUUAAUAUACCAAAAUAUAUUAUACAGUGGUUUGAAACAUGCAUCUCACAUCCAUCUUUUUUCUGUAUUCAGGUCAUGCAUACAGAUAAAUCUGCAAUUAGCAGCGCAUCAUUAUUUAUCAGAGUCUGUCCCUUAUCAUAGUGCUUCAUCACUGCUGUAUUUCUGCUCAGUAAUUUAAUUAAAGGAGGAGAAAAAAAGAAAGAAAUGAGUGGAUGAAAGAUAGAUAGAAGUGGGAGAUUGGGCUGGACUGAGAAAGAUAGUUUGGAGUUCAACCUCAGGAAGAGCUGUCUAGGCGAUUUGAAUCAUCUCCUAGUGAUGUUAGUGCUCAGUGAUUGUGACGGAUAUAAACAUAACACUGGUGUAACCUCCCAUGCUGUGCAUUUCCCCCUCACUGUGGGUGCAAUAAUUGCUCCCAUCUGCAGGGACAGGGUGGCUCACAACAAUCUCCACACUGACCAUGGCUUGGUAGCUCAUCUGCAACACGAUCGAUUCUCCACUUUGCCUGAAACUACAUUAGCCUGAACACACUGGUGAGGCCGAGGUCAGUGUCUCUAAGUGGGCGAGUAUCAAGUCAACAGUACACACGCAGGAGGGUAGGUGUGCAGUAAUUUACUGAUAUUACAGCCAGUGAAAUGGUGUUACAUAUAAAAUCUAAUAAGGUCUUGUUUUGAUUUACACUUCUUACACAAAUUUUAAUACUUGUGUUGAACAGCAAGUCUGUUUUUUGUAAUUGUCUUUAAUGCAGAGUUAUUGUGGUUAUUGAAUGCUUGAAGUCACAGUUAAAUCUGGAUCUGGUUUAUACGUUCAAAAUUCAGCACGCAGUGUUUAUAUUUCCAAAAACUCGAGUAAACACACCUGACCACAAUGCCUCAGGGACCCGUCUUCUUGUCUCUCUCCAGCAUUCAGAGGCAGACUUUUUCUCUGCUUUAUUGGCAGGACAUAAAUACACCAGAGUCAAAGAACUACAUGAGAGAGCUGAUAAAUUCAAGAAAAGGAGAGAAAAUUUCACCAACAUUGAACAGUUACUUUUAUAAAAUUGUUUCUUGGGGGAAAUGUGGAAAUUCAGUUGGAAUUACAAAUCUCAACAUCUCAUAUGUAACCUGUAGCUAGAGUUUAUGUUUAAGAUUCUAAAAUUCUUCUUCAAAUCUUAUUUUGCUGAGAUUUUAAGUCUAACUAUUCAGAAAUCAUAAGUCCAAGAGACAGAAAAAGUCUUUAAUUACAGUUUAUGUGAUGAUAUCUAAUAGGUGAUUCUCCAAAGGUUCAAUUCCUGGUCCACUGCUGGGAUUUGUUUGCUUAGCACACAGUAUAUCUGCUGAUAUUCACGUUGGUCCAUAACAGCUGACUGCUCAGCUGAUAACCUUCCUCGAAUUCAAUUAGUAAAUGUCAGAAAGGGCUUUUUUUCAUCUGCUUCAGCUUCUGCUUCAGCCUGCCUUCUCUUGCUGCUUCCUCCUCUACUGCUUUGCAACCACCUCCACCCCAGCUCGUCCUUUUUAUGUUGUGUCUGAUCUUACCAUGCGCAUACGUCAGCUCUGUUCUGCUCUGGUUUUUUGCUGCUAUUGCUCUCCCUGCCUUGACUUUUCAUGUAUGUAUGAAACAGAAGGGAGAUGUGCUCUUCCCGCUGCAGGCUUUGGCAUUUCAGGUAAGCACAUGGAAGGUCAGAGAGCCCUCACAACACAGCUAUACCAUCAAUUAUAACUAAUGCAUGCAAGAGAUUGAUUAUUUUGAGGGGAGUGAUCCUGACUGAACUGGGAUCUGACCAAUAAUAGAUGGUUAAAUCCCAGCCUGAUCCAUUUUUUGACCAACUCUAAAUGAUUUAUCCCACAAUUCAUGACUCAGAACAAACUGUCACAGCAGGUAAACACAAACUGAAUUUACUACUGUAGCAAAAGACUGUAUAUGACAGGAGACAGAUUUUACAAACACACCCAAGUCAAGCUGACAGAUGUACAAAGUCAGGAACAAAAGAAGUCAAAUAUGAACCGCUUUACUUCUUUUUCGUUCUUGUAAUGUGCCAGGGUUGGAUUUACUUCAAAGCUGUCCGGGAGAUACUUUUAUCCCUCGAUAGAAAACAAAGCUUUUUCAUUACCCAGCAAGGUCGUGAUGCUUUUAAAAAUCAAAUUUAUUUUUGAGUCCUUGUGUUCUGAACAGGUUCACAGGGAACAUCUUUCUCAUGAAGCCAAAAGCUGUGGACAAAGAUGGAUCCUGCUGUGUGUGAUUUCAAAUUAUCAUAACUGCUCCAUUCAAUCAUUUUUCUCCUUGUCUCAGCUCUGUCCCUGGAUUUGAGUGGAGACAUUGCAUUGAUGAAGAGAUUUACCAGAGCUUGACCUCCUAAACCUGGAGACAGGACUCUGACCUCCUGCGUUUGUAUGUGCUCUGUGUUGAGGUGAAUCUCUUUGAUGAAGUCCCGCAUUUUUUUGCAUGCAUUGAUUUUGCAUCUAUGUUUCUGUAACAUUUUAAACUCAAUACUCUUUAAUUUCUGUUUUCAUUCAUGCAAGUCUAACCGGGGAGAGAGGUUGCAAAUUAGCCAUGGCUGGAAACCUUGUAUGCAUGACAUCUACUUUGUAUAUUUUUUUGAAGCAAUGUUCCUUGCAUUUGUUCCCUGUUAAAAAAAUAAAUAAAUGAUAUGUGCGAGUACCUCAUAAACAUUGCAAGGAAGGAAAACAUUUCCCCACAGUGUGCUGUUUAUAAGAUAUUCAGUAUCAGGAGGAAGAUAAUGAACAGCACUGGCUUUUUCACAUUUUUUCCCCCUUAGCAAUGCGUGUCUUAAUAGCACCAACAGAUGUGAACCCAUCUCGCAUUUAUCCUGGAAGCGUCUACCGUACUUUCAUCAAACCAUGUUUCCAUUUCUAUUAGCUCCUGAUCCUUUCUGCAGCACAGUCAUAUUUUUAUGAAUGUAUGUCAGAGGGCUCUGAAUGAAGAUGUGGGAGCUUUUUUUGACCACUGAUGCACCCUGUUGGUCACACUGCAGAUAACAUGGUAACACAGUUUAUGAACCGAGGUAAUGAAUGAGAGGUUAAUGUUAGUGUUGUGGCAGCUCUGCAGCUACUCUCCAAAAGAUGAAUAGAUGACUAAAGGCAGAGAAUUAACUGGCUACUUUAUAAUGUCAGAGAUACUAAAGACAGUGUUUGAUCAUGAACGUGUUGAAGUUCUGCUCUUUAAAUCUAGACCUCAGGUUUGAAAUUAUGCAUGGAUCUAAAAGUAGAUCCUUCAAAGUCUGACCCCCUUUUUUCUCAUACUUAUAAUUCAGACAUAUUUUUUUAUCUAUUAUCUUUUAAUCAGAUUCAAAGCACAACUUUGUAAAAGCAACUGCUUUUAGUGAUUUUCACAUGACUGUUUUUAUUUCAUUUCCUCUCAAUUUGAUUGUAUUUAAAGGAUGCAUGGAAAUCCAGGUUUUAAUUUUACUAUAAUGUGCUCAACGAAAGAAAAACAUAAAUUGAUUAAAUAAUAAAACACAGGAUUAAAGAUUUAAAAAUCAUUAUGUAGAUGCGGGAAAAUGGAUCCCUUGAAGAUCAGAGCUUUCCGGAGAAAAACUUUUUGAAGGUAAAUCCAAAGAGGAAAUCAUGUCAUUUCCUAAAGUAAGAUGAGAAAGUUCUGGACAUGUCCUGAGGGGAAGUGUUGGACUUACUGGAUCACAUCCACGAGUAUGUUUACUACCAGUCAAAGGUAAAUGGUAAAGAGAUGUGCCAGUACAGUGUUUAACUACAUGGACAAAUGACAAAUGUAAGACAUAUGUGAAUGUAUGUCCAAACUUAUUGUUUCCUACAGUUAAGUGGAGCAAAUAUCUGUCUGUUAAACAGAAUCCAUGGUUUAUCUUUAUGGACCUGAAUAGAUAUAUUUGUUAUUUUUAAUUUCUCUCCUCCUUUGCCAUCUCUUUUCUAUCCACCCCCUUCUUCGAGAACAAGAAUAAUCAUAAAAUAAACACUUAAUCACUUUUUUCCUCUGCAUCUGACCAAAAAUAUAUAUAUAUAUAUUAGUCUUGCUUUGGGAAUAAAACCUUGUUCUGUUCCUGUAAUAUAAUAAAAUAAAUGGAUAACUAUGUAAAUACAAUAACAACCAAAAAGAAGAUCAUAAACAUGCUUGUGUGCUUCAUAUUAGCACAUCUCUAGUGACCUCUGUGUACCAGGAUUUACAAUCUAAGUCAUAAGACUGGCUCUGAUUUUGACUCAGUGGAUGAAUUAUAACUGAAUCCCACGCUCCUCUGGGUGUGACUGCUGCUUUUCCAGCUUCAUGUUUUAUUGCUUAUCAUAACAAAGUGCGUCCUCUGUCAUCAACAUCAAUCAAAAUCUGGUUUCUAUGGUCCAGUGUACCGAAAUGACCCCUGUGCCUCCAUCAGAUCUAAUGGUUUGGAGUUAUAUUGAGAGGUUUUGCUUUUUCCACACACAAUAUUCACCGAAAAUAUCGAACAUGUGGAGUAAAAACCAGCACGAUCAAACAAUGUAAACAUAUAGAAACCAACUAUCCCAAAUAUGAGUCCUGACCUCAAAUGGAUAACAGCGCUGACAAUGGGUAAGUCCCCAGCCACAAAAUGAGAGGGGAGUCGAAAGCCCAAAGCCACACUCAGGAGGUUUUUGACUUGCUCAGAUGUCCGGACAGCUGCUGUAACUUUGCUGCGAGAGGAUCUGAGUGUGACACAGAGGGGGAGUAGUCUGUGAAGAUCCCUCUCACUUUUUCUCUCUCUCAGGCCACCAGCUAACACUUUUUCUACUUCAGACUGGUGAACGAGGAGCUGCUAUUCUGCCGCUGUGUAAAUUGCUGUGUUGCCAUGGCGUCAAAUGCCAGCCACAUGUUGGAGGCUGCCUUAGAGCAAAUGGAUGACAUUAUUGCUGGUAAGAGUUUCUGUUCCAUUAUCAAUAGAGGAGCCAGCUUGUAAUUACAGAUCUCCCUAGAAUGACACUGACCACAUAAUUUUAUAUACAUUUAUAGCAGAGGGAAAAAAUGCAGGAAUGUUUCUGGGUCAAAACAAUCAAAACGAAAGGCAAAAAGACAGUUUGUCAUAUCAUUUCAGAAUGAUGAGCCACUUUGUUUUAUUUGAGAGAUUUUCACUGAACCAACACUGAGCAGGUUUUUAAUCAAAUAAGAAUGGGAAUAAGAAUCAGGGUUUAUUACCUUUGCUUGUCUCAGUGUUUCACAUGCAUUGCAGUUACAAAAUAACUGGGAUAAAAUAAACUGUAAAAAGUUGAAGGAAUAUUACCGUAUGUGAAUUUUGCACAUGAAGGAGCGGUAUAUUUUGUGCAGGAAUGUGCUGUAAGUUGCUAUGAGGUGCACAUGUUGAACCUUCCUGUAAUCUUUAUCUCUUUUUCUUCACAGUCAGGCUGUGAAAUUAUGAUGGGCUUUGCUCUUUUAUAGCUUUUCCUCAGGAUUGAUCCCUCACAGUGCUCUAAUUAAAAAGAAAAAGUCAUUUUCCACUCUCUUCUGAUCUGUUUUUUUUCUGGCAGAGGUGAUACAUUUUUGUCAUUGCUAUAUGUCACAACCUCAGCAGUCCAAGCAUGGUUUUGCAAGGGGUCAGAAAACAAUGUUCUUUAAAUAGACGACAGUGACAGCCAAACCAUUAUCACACUGUUGUGACUAUUACGACAUGGAAAACAACUUAGAAAAUACAAGUCGAAAUGUUCUCAACUAUUGCAUGAUACUGUGUUAAAGUUUGCCUUUACUUCAGCUCCACACAGCUUAUAUAAAACUUUCUGCAGAAACAUUAUGAUUAUAGUGACCCACAGAGCUCAGCCUCUAAUUUGUGGAUGUCAGAUCCCACAGUGUACACACAGUAUUCACCCAUUUGAUGCUAUUUACAUCCUGUGAGCCACACUAGUGCACAAUAGUGCCCUCCAGAGGUUGUGUAAGGAAUUGUCCUAAAGCGCUGCAGGCUGGAGACGACCUCAGAGAGAGUUAACUUUCAGCACAGGUGCCUGAAGAAUAAGAAUGCUGGACUAAUAAAACUUGCUCAAUAACUUCACUGUUUACUUUUCUCCUGAGUUCCUCUUCUCUUGAAUAACCUCAGGCAAAAUGGGUGAAGGGCUGUUCAGCGCUCUCAUGCGACUGGAAGGCCAGGAUUACCAGUCGUCAGGGUGCUCAGCACAGCUGACACUCCCCCCUCCUGUGGACCCGGCCCUGAAGGCUCUCCAGCUGACAGAGGCCCUCAGAAAAGUGCUGGAGGAUCAGAGAAGUGAAGAGGAGCAGGACUCUCUGAGGAAACAAGUCUCCACUGAUACAGCACAUGUCAUACUGAAAUGGCUGGACAAAGAUGAGGUGAGAGCUCUGUCAAACACAUCUGCAGGCUCUCCACACGGGGAUGAAAGCAUCAUGUAACACAAAGAGGGCAAACACAAAACAAAGGACCCAGAAACCACUACAAAAGAGCGGGUCUCCUCAAAGGUUGUUAAAAUGUUCAAAGUCAAAUUCAGAAAUCUUUAUUUGUCCCCAAAAGGCAAUUAAAAGACCAUAAAGCAGGGCCAACAAAAACAGCAGCAUACAUAAAAAGGAAGAAGAGUAUAGAAUCAAAUACAAACAGUAAGAAAGACAAGAAAUGAAUACAGAAUAGUUCGAGCAAUAACUGCACAGUCACACGGGAAAUACAGACAUGAGACACAAAAUUAAGAUUCCAAUAACAAGUUUAGCAUAUGAAAAACAUUAAGUGAUUGAAUGUUGAAUAUUUGAAUAUGAAUAUGUCACAGAUCUGCCUGGAAAAAGUCAUACACAUAGCCACUAUAGUUUACACAAACUGUAUAAAAUAUGGAUAGAGGUUUUGUCAUUUUACUGAGUGAGACCAGCGAAAGCAGCUGUCACAUUGGAAAUGCUGACCUCAACUAACUCACAGUGCAUCUUUAGAUUCCCGGCAAAUGGUUACAUGCCCGCCUAUCAUUUAGAUGAGCCAAGUCCAUCUUAAUCAUGACCAGGUCAGUUAUACCAAACGAGAAAUAACUAAGUAAACAGUUAGCCCCUCCUAUAAAAAUAGGAAUGUUGUGACAGUAUUGUUAGACCUAAAAGAACAAAACAAGCAUGGAGAGUGAAUGAAAAAAAAUAUAUAUUUAUUUUUUUCUGUGUGGCGGAUCACUUCAAAUCUACAUUUAAAGUUUGUCUUUUAAACUUUUGACAAACAUCAACAGUGAUUGAUUUUCUGGCUUUUGUUAGUUUGCUAAAACAUGAAAGCUCCCAUAUUUAGCACACAUGCACAGACUUUUCUUAUUAUUCAAUGGUGCACUAUCCUGCUCUUUGUUUCUGUAUCAUCUCAAGACCAUACAGAUUUGCACACUCAUGCACUGCAGACUUGACACUGUUCAGGUCCAUGAGGGUUCAGUGCUCAGAUUUUUUGGACUGGACUCUAGUCUCAGUUUGUUCUUUUCUGGUUCCAAAGAAACAGAGCAGCUGAAGCCGACACGUUGAGCUCUAAAACAAAGGUUCAGAACCACAUGGUGACAGGAUGACAUGUAAAUGGUUAUGUCCACUUCUUAAUUUAAUAAACAGUUAAGCUAGAUACCCAAGGCAUAGACUACUAAAGUCUUCCUUAUGCUCCUACUGCAGACCCUGUGGGUUUUAUUAGUUGAUAUAGUGGUCUUUGAUCCAGGUCAUCAGCAUCUGGAGGGCUUUUUCCUGUCUGCAAAGAAAAAGGGAGUUGGAAGCUGGAUACUUUGCAAUCUGCGCCGGUAAUGAGAUCCAGAGCUCCUGUUUAAAGUCAAAGCAGUUGCAGCCUCUUUUCAUUGUCCAACUCUCCUUUGUUUCCUUUUUUACUUAACCCCUGAAUGCCCUUUCAAUACUUCAUAUUCUGCAGCAAAUACUGUAUGUGUUAAUCCGUCUCAGGUAAUCCGACCCCUGGAUUUGCCCUCUUCUUCUGUACUUAAAUUCAACACUGUCACUUUUGAACUCUUGCUCUUUCGCUCUCCCCCACUGCCUCCUCCUUCCCCUCUGCAUCUUCUUAACUGACUUCUUGCCUUGCACCACAUCUGACAAGCAUGUGCUGCAGAAAGUUUCCUCUCCCCUGUGCCCCUUUAGGAAGCCCCGCAAAAUUAGCUCGACUGACUCCAGAGGCACUUCAGGAGGAGCGAGAGACCGGGUUGCAGACAGAAAGAGAGAGAGGCACAGGAGGGAGAAAGAAAGGGAGGACAGAAAAGAUGAGAGCUUAAGAGGUGAGGAAGAAAUGUAGGAGAUACUGAAGCAGUCUGAGAGUGGUCGAGGUAGAGAGCAAGAGAAAGGGAAAAGGGGGGAGUUAGGAAGAGGUAGAAAAAAGUGAAGAGAAGAAAGAAAGGGAGUGCAGCCAGCUGGCAUAGUUUGAGUUAUUCGGCUGAGCUCUAAAAGUUUCAGGCUGCCCAGACUCCAAACCACACGGAGCAAAGUCCUCUCUGCUUUCCCUCAACUGCACUACAGAGAGCAGAGGGAGGAGAGUUGAAUUCAAGGAGACCCAGAGCGCUGCCCAGUUUAGAGCUUUAAGUUAGAGUUUUGUGCUUUACUGUCGAUUUAGUAUCAGUCCAUCCCCCUUGAUGCCUCUUAGCACACGCUAAAUUCUGUUAGUAACAACAAGAACCAGACCAACAGUACAAUGGGCCUGCACAAUGGAGUAUGAUAUUGAUUUCUACAAACAUUUCCCCUGGCUUAGAAAGGUAAGAUAUUCUCUGCUUGUUUGUUUUCUCUUUAUACAUUUGCACCACAGCAAACAUUUUCUCCCAGGAUCUCAGUUGUUUGUCCUUCUCCCACAGAGCUGUUGCUUUUCCAACAUAAUUAUGGUUGCCAUGGUAGGUAAUUUAGUAGGAAGACGUGUUUUUGUUUUUGAGUUGAGAAGUUGUGCUGCAGAAUGUGCAUCAUGUGUACUCUGAUAUGUAAUCUAUUCAAGGACCCAAAGAGGGGAGCAAGAGCGAGAAAACAGCUAGUGUUCAUGCUUUGACAACAUCAGCUGUGCUUAACCAGAACAUGCUGUUUUUUGUCAUUGUUUUGGGGCAACAUCUUUAACUUACAGAGCAGGAUGAGUCUUACGCAAGUUUUGGUUAACCCUCAAAACAAAUUCAGUUUUUUCCCACAUAAGGCUAAAACCCAGUAUUUUAACACUGUGGCAAAAAUGAACAAAUACUAAAUGGUUCAACAUUGUGCUGCACAUAAAGGCACAUUGUUGCAUGCAUGACAAUUCCCCCCACUUGGUCUAAAUGUUUUUUUUUAGAGUAGAAUAAAUGUUUGUGCAUGUCAGCUGAGUUCAUUUCCUGCCAUUUAAACCUGCAGGGAGUCUUUGAACACCUAUGGGCAUCUUGCUCCCAUUAAGAAGUCAUUAGUCCUCACUACCACCAUGAGGUUACAGCUCUUCCUGAAGGUUAUAGAGGAAGUCUGUACAUGAACAUGUAUGUCAGCCAGUAUGAUUGAUAACUUUAAGAUCGAUGUUAAUGUAUGAGGAACUACUUCAUUAUAAAUCUACAGUCAGAGAAAAAAAAAAAACAACAACAACUUUUCUCUUUACUUCUCAAGACAGAAGUCAAAAGAGGAUAAAUAUUUAGUUACUUUUUUUAACAUACUCUUAAUAUAUUGUGGUGCUUUUUGAAUUUAGAAUUGUGUAGUGCUAGAAGAAUUGAAGGUAUAAAACAUUUUAUAAAGUCAUAUUCUCAGUUUAAGUAAUUUGAGUGUGAUAAGCAAGACAUAAGUUCUGAUUUAUCUCAGUUCAAAAGUUGUUUAAACAACUCUUUGUUAGUUUCAAUCACAUCUGACAUCUGUGUAGGCUUUCAACACAAAAAGAAAAAAAAAAGGAUAGAAUAUCUGUUAUGAUGACAAUAAUAAAGUCAGUGUAACUUUUCAACAUUGUUCUCAGUGCUGUUCAUCAACAUUCACCUCACAAGAGGCUUUUGCCUCAUUUUGGGAUGCAUGUGUUUAGACUUAUCAAGAAUCUAAAAGCUUUUAAUAAAAAACAAGAUGUGUCCUCACCAAAACAAACACACAAAAAAAACUUUUCCAGGCUUCUGUGAGGAACUCAGAGUUUGUGUCAAGUUUGGCGCCCCCUGUGCACAGCAUAAAUAUAAAUUCCAUGUAUUUCAUAAAUGUCAAAAAGCUCCUCUCAGGAGCUCUAAUGUUUCAAGGUUACUGUGAGUAAAGCUGAGGGUAAAACACCCAGAACUGUCAGUACCAAGGAGUUCUCUUUAGGGGAUUUAAUUGGUUCCUGUGGCCCAGAGUUGUCUGUGUUUCCACCAGGGGCCUGAAGUUCAGGGUAAAUAAUGCAAAUCAGGCCAGUAUCCAUGUAUGGUAUUUGGAAAUGAAGUGACUUGCACAGCUCUUUAAUUGAAUCACUACUUUUUUUCUAUAACACCAAUGUUCACAUAAUGUUGGCAGCAGGUGAGCUAUGCUAAUCAUUAAAUAACACCAGGUCACUAGAAGUAUUUGCUCUUGUGCUAUUACCUUUUGGUGCCUCUAUCUGUUUCACUUCCUCCCAGCUCAGCUGGUGUCUCUGUGUUAAUUGUUUACCAGGUUAUAGUGUAAACAAGAUUGUUUCCUGAUGAGACUAACCCCUGAAUCUGUAACAACAUACACAUGCAUUUACUGAGAUGGAAAAAAAGUACAAAAACCGAGUUAAAAUACAAAGUUUUAUUAGAUAAUAUUUUAUUAUCUAGGAUAUAAUCCAGAAUCUUUCUUCCCUCCUCUGUGUUUGUGUACUGCCAGUUUUUCAUGUAAAUGAAUGACCUGUUUUUCAAUGUAAAUGAAAUUGUCAGGCCCUGCCUCCUAAAGUCCCUGGGCCAUUGGGAAGUACUACACCCCAUGCUUUUCAAGGGGCAGAUUUUGUACCCUAGAACUAAAUUUAGACCCUAUUUCCUGCAGUCAAAAGCACAGAGUUCCUCAAGAAGAUCCCCUGUUCCUAAGAGCUAUCAACAUUUCUGUUGAAGUAAUGACUGUGAUAGCACUCAACAGCGUUUAGAGUAUGUACACAUAAAUACAGUAAAUUUUAAUGUUUCUGAACAACUCAAAUGUACAGAUGCAGUGUUUACAGAAAAUUAAAGGAUUGAGGGUACUGUUUAAACCAUUGGAAAUCACUGCAGCAGGCUGGCUCAGGAUGACUGACACACUGAGCUACAUAAUGUUUCCAUGGAUGUGGUUGACAGCCUGAAUCGCUGAGCAUCUGAGCCAAUUUGGUUGCCCAUUACUCCCCUUGCACACUUAAUACUCUGAAAUAUCCCUCAUUACACUGUCAACCCUGAGCUCAGCCUUUAACCAGAGUUUUUUUUCCUUUUCCACUAAUCAGCCUCAGUUCAAUUUGCAAAACUCUGAAUGCUGGAUUAGGAUUUCUAAACUUCUUACAGAUUUUCACCCACAGGAACAUCUGACAAAGAGGGUUUGUGUGCGAGUGAAUGAGCUUGCAAAUCUGACCCACUGGGCAAUCGCUCUGCUUUGACUGAACUUAAUAGCUGAUCUUUAUCCUGAAGGUUAACCUCCAUUCACCUGGCAGUAAAGAGUCCUACCAGGACCGGUUAGCACGUCUGGAGGGAGACAAAGAGUCGCUCAUUCUGCAGGUGAGAUUAGUCACUCUUUUCAUGAACCACAAAAAAGUAUUGUCUAUUCUUAAGAAGAUCAAUACAGACAUUAAUAUGGUUGCUGAAGUGGCAGUAUGCCUAAACAUCCAUUCAUAAAAGUGAAAAUUGGACAUGAGCCAUGUCAAAUAAAAGAGGACAUAUGACACCACAGUGUGAGCUGGAACUGACUCUGAGCAGCACUCAUAUCACAUUAAGACGAGAGGUGAGAAAGGGCAAAGGUAGCAGAGCUCUGCGCUGUAAAUGUUGCGUAAAGGGUGAAGCAACAGUUACAGAGCUGGGUUUGGCGUUGUUACAACACUAGAAUGUCUGGUUUUGUGUGAUGUGUCAGGCCAGUAUAUAGAAGAGUGUAGGUGUGUGUUCAUUUAUCAGCCUGUCUAAAUAAGUGCUUAUCUCAGGCAGGUUGGGGCUAGCACCGCCUUGCUGUGCUCUAGCGUGUAGGUGUGAGUGUGUGUGUAAGAGCAGGUGCUCUGUUUGUUUCAGGCUCACGAAAUAAAACAUUCCUGCAGAAAAUCGUCUCCAGUUGGCUGCUUGGAGCUGCCUCUUAGCAUGUGAUAAGCUAUUAUGUGGCCUUAAUGGUUUCUCAGCAGAAUUACAUUUAAACUGAGUUCUGCUGACCAUGCUGGACCCACUGGAGUGUUACAAGCUAGGAAGGCACAAAGGUUCAUUCACUUCUUCUGAACAGAGAUGUUUGAUCUGGCACUUAUGAGGAAAUUCCAACAAAAUUCAGCACGGCAAUUAUAUGGAAAUAGUCUGUAUUAAUUGGAAAGAAACUUGGCGUUGAAGGAGUGAACCUGAGGUCAUAAGAGCUCCAGCCAAACACUGGUUUGGAGUUUUGGUGUAAUAGAAUAGGAUCUGAUUUUUUAACUUUUUCUCUUCACACAAAAAUACACACACGCAGGUGAGUGUGCUGACAGACCAGGUGGAGGCUCAGGGAGCCAAGAUCAACGAUCUGGAGAACUCUCUGGUGGAGCAUCAGCUCAAACUGGACUCCACUGAGGAGAUGCUACAGCAAGUAAGAAGCUUUACACCUCAGAUCAACACACUGUGUGCAUCAGUCUUUCUCGAUACCACGUGCUUCAUAUGUUAUUGGACCAAAAUCAGGAAACUCUGACUUCCCCCUGGAGACAUUCAGAGCUUUUAAAUCAAUAUUGUUCUUCCUUUUAUUGCAUUGUGUCAGUGCCCCCAGACCGUGCAUCCAUCUUCUGAAUAAAAUCCCUCUGCAGAUCCAAUCCUUUCUCAUAAACUGCAGAAUCUAACCAUGGAUGAGUUCUUCUUCCCGGGGAGAAAUUCCAGCAUAUCUGGCAGCAGAUUACCUUGACAACAAAAAAUAUUUAGGAAGCCCAGACUCAUCCCAGGGCAGCUUUUUCGGAGCGUACAUAUUUCUGGUUUGUGCAGGGCCAGACUGGUCCGUCUGGGCAGGUGAUUACAGCGCCGUUAGCCACGCCCCCCAACCUGUAACCUACGUGAAUCAGUCCGUGCAUGUGCACAAAACACACACAUACACACCCUUGCUGAAAGAGAGAGAGGACAAACAGAGGAAAAGAGAAGGGGACAAAUGAGUAAGAGAGUCAAAUUGAAGAAAGGUGGAGAGAUGGGAGGGAGAAAGAAUAGGGGUGGUGCAACUGUAAGAGUCAGAAGUGCAUGUCUGCUACUUUAGCUGUUUUUCUUUGACUUCCACUCUACAAAAAGGACUCAGCUAAACUUUAGGAAUAACUCUUAAGGAUUGGAUCCAUGAAAUUUUAAUACAGGGAACUUAAAGCUGGCACAUCCAUGAGGGAAAAACACUUACUCUUCCUUUGCUGCUGGCAGACACUGGAGUCAAAUGAACCAGGUAUUUCACAGACCACAUGUUCCUCAUUCUUUCACUGCUACUUCUUUUCCAUUUAAACCUGAUUGUUGUCACGUAUUCUGACUAAUUUCACGAGCUGCAAACUUUACACUCUGUGCCUGACUUCUAUAUGUGCAGCACUGUAUGUGUGCUCUGUAUCAAAGGGCAGUCAGGGCUGGUUUCUUGGAGACGUGGUCAUUAUGAGGCUUUGGACCUGAGCCGUAAAUCUCUUCCUGGUGACAAAGCUCUAAUAUUUUCCAUGUGCACUGUAGAAGGAUCCCAGAUAUUUUCCAAAGCUGGGGUUUUAAAUGGAUGUGUCUAUAUGUACUGUUUGCCUUCCUCCGAUGCUCAUUUCUAGACUUUAAGUGAUUUAGCACCUGCUUGACAUCAGCCAAAUUAGUUAUACAUGUGCCUGCCCAGCAUGGUUUAACCCUCAAAGCUGACAGACAGUCAUUACAGACAGUCCCAGACUGUGCAGUGGAUCUUUAGCCCAGUGUGGUUUGACUGACAGCCGUUCAUAUUGACAGGAAAAUGCACCUGUUAAAGUUAUUUUAAUGCUCUUUCUCUGAAUGGUCUGCAUGCUUUUGGUAAAUCUCCCCCUCACUCUCUCUCUCUCUCUCUCUCCCCCCUCUGCUGUGUACUUUGAGUGAGCUGUGAAAUAGGCAUUAUAAAUAGUGGUCAUGGGUUGUGUAUAUUUAGCCACUCAAACAGCGUCUGAAACCAGAGGGUUUGUCUAAGGGGACCGUCAUUACAGAGCUGGAGGUUCACUCUGCCUCACAUUUAAUGUUGCCUUUGUCCAGUAAGUAUGGAGUAUUACUGCAGGGGAUAAUGUGUUAACCUGUGCGUCUGUUUGGGCUGCUGCUUCAUGCUCCUGCUGUGUGCUGUUGAUGACAGGAGCUCCUGCAUAGGACGUCCCUGGAGAACCAGAAGCUGAGUCUUAUGGGGGAGGUGUCCUACCUGAAAAUAAAGCUCGCAGACAUGGAGGGAAAACAGAACCACGGGGCUGAACGGCAGCACAAAGCAGAGGUAAGGGGGACAAAUGUGAGCAUACCUUUUGUUUGGAAGUGUUUCCACUCAGUGUAGUAGAGUAUGUGUGGUUGUGUAGACUUAUUUUAAGCAGAUUUGUACUUGUUAUAAUAAGACUGCCUUGUUGAGUAGUUCCAGUUGGACCAUGAAGCGCAGAUUAAGCCUUCAUUUACCUCAGUCCAACUAAAAACUUCAAGUUAAACCCCACAGUAUUGACCGGUUUGGUUAGUAAGUGUAAUUGUCUCAAACUGUAUAACCACACAUUUUCUUUCACCAUGGACUUCUGUGGAAGGGGAUUUAGCCCUCUGGAUUUUUGCAACUUCAUUUUUUGGAAAUUUGCACCUAGCUCUGCCAGGAAUGACAAGGAAGCACACAAAAAUCUGCCUUGUGCUCUGAUGGAUUUAACCUUGAAGUCAGCUGCUGAUUUUAUGGAAGACCAUAAACACUAACUGGACUGAUGGAGGGAAAUAUUCACCCGAACCCUGGCUCUGCUGUUGUUCCUGGGCAAAGUCUCCAGGAAAAAAAUGUCUCCAAGGGGUUUAAAUUUUUAGUCAGUUUGAAUUGAAUCAUGUAUUUACUUUAGCCUGAUGUGUCUGGUUACCAGCUGACAUUUGGGGCAUUUGGUGAGUGUAUGAAUAGGAGAGAGGGGGAAGCAGACAGGAUACUGUAAUGUAUGUAGUUACUGUCAAAACAACAGUAGUCAAAGAGUCUUUGUGUCCUCAGGUUAAGAGAGUUCAGUCGUAACAGAGCUGGCAUGAUGGAUGGCGGGCCAAAUAUGAGUGUGUGUGGGACUCAGCCCAGAUAAUUCUGUACUUGGUGAUGGGUGAAGGUUGAGGAAAUGGACCCCUCCUCUACUAGAAACACAUCCUUUAAGACAAAUGGCACAUACAAAGGACAGAACAAAAGAUGCAAAGUGAAACCUGUGUUGUGCUGGGCUUAUAGGGAUUUGGUUUGUAGUUUUAAGAAGACAGAAAUGGCACAAAUAGGCGACUUUAUGUUGACAACAGUGUUAGAGCACUUCUUAAUCCUGCUUUCAUCUCGUGCACAGAAACAACUUUCCCUCCAACAGCUGCUUGGACUUAAGGAGAAUCGGAAAAAAUCUGCUUUGAACACUUUACAGGCCUCCCACGUGCUGCUGCCUCUACAACACAAACAUGUCACCACACACACACACACACACACACACACACACACAAACACACACACACACAUGCACAGUGUGUUAAAGCCUCCUCGCUGUAAACUCAAAGUUAAAUUUAGCUGUGGAGGCACUCCAUAUCAUCUGUCAUAUCCGCUGCUCCGGACUCAGAGUGAGACUUCCUCUGUCCACAGUCCGAGCAUAACUGGGCUGCUGUUUACAAUCUUUCUGAGGGGACACUGGGCAUGAACAAAUCACCUCUAAAAGACACAGUAAAGACGCCCACCCAUCACCAAUCAUGGAAAUGAUCAACUCAAACACUGGAUAAAGUGGAUAUACAAGAAUUUAGGAAGAUGGCGCGGCUCGAUGUUUAUACACAUUUGGCCGAACAAGCAAAAGGGAAGUUACGGCUCUGAUGAACAUCAUGUUUAUUCAGACCAGAUGAGAAGAACUGGCCCUGUAUUUCUGUAGAAGAGCCAAAGAAUCACCAUUUUUAAACACAUUCAGGAUCAUGUUGAUGUAUUUAGGCUGAAACCCAAGUUCAUACUCUCCUAGUUUAGAAAUAUCAAACAGACGUGAGCUAAAGACAACAGGAUUAAAAAAAAAUCCACUUUGAUGUCUUUAAACACAAAUGAGAAAAUACUCCAGCACCUCUUUUCUCUAAAUAUUCCCCUCUAUCUUCCCCUCCUGUCUCUGUCAGACUGUAGUGAAUUUCAUAAGUCAACUGCAGGAGCAGAUGUGUAGGUUUCAGGAGGAGAUCAAUAGCAAGAUCCAGGAGAAAAAAGCCUUGGAGAUUCCUGUUGACAGCAACACUCUAGGAGAUAGUCUGGAUGAGUCCAUUGAGGAUCAGGGCUCAAACCCCAAGCCAUCCUGCGACAUGACCUCAGGGGUUAUGCAAAAAGAGGAGGAAGCCUCAGAGGAGCCAGAUGGAAGCACACCAAGCCUGGAAGAGGCUGCUGGCUCGGAUGCAGAGCAUGAGGACCAGUGUGGAGGAGAAAGUGUAGGCACGGCCCGCCUGCAUGAUGUGUGGUGUUGAGUGCCGCAUGGGUUGUGUCACUGCAGUUUGAUACGGUUCAGAUAUGAAUACAAGAGGCGCUUGACAAAUCCUCUGAAAGCUCUGUGUCUCCCAGUAUCUUGGCCAGUCUACAGAGUUAAUCUUAUAUAGCUGUAAUGCAUUGUGGUGUGAAACAACUAAUUUUUCAUUUUCAUCAAAUUUAGUUCAAUUUAGUUGUGGCUGAUGGCUGCUCACCAAUGAGUCUGGUUCUGCUUGAGGUUUCUGACCAGAAAAGGGAACAUUUUCCUUACCACUGUUACAAAGAGUUGGCCAAUAGAGGGUAAAUUAGUCCCUCUACACCCAUGGGUUGUAUCAGCUAUGCCUAUAAGUCAACAAAAAGCAUGUUUGAAUGUAAUUUCUGAUUUGAAACAGAGUUCAAAAACUGCUUUCAUUUCAGACCAGCUGGUAUUCUCUUACCUUACAGCGAUAGGGAAGUUGCAAAUAGGUUGCGUGGUUGAGUGUGGACUUUGCACUCUUCACUGAGGCCCAGCUUAUACUGAGCUCAUGCAAUGGCCUGCUCUUCUGUUUUGAGAGAAAUGUUGUCAUGAUCACAUAACAUGAGUGCAUGACAUGCCAUGCAAAAUGUUUUUUUUUUUUGCAAAAAAAUAAAAAUAAUAAUAAAACACAUUGAGAGUUACCAGCAUUAGCAUGUAGUGUAUGGUCCAAAAGUGACCCAAAUGAUAAUGACUUAAAUAGACAGUUUGUGGCCCAUAACUGGACCACAACCCUUUUCCACUGUAAUUAACAUAAUAGGCCAGGUCAGACCCACUACCAUUUGACCUGUCAGUCAUGUCGUGUAUGGACCAUACUUGGGCAGAAGAAUUAUCAUGUGGUCCAAGUAUGGGCCGAAUUAAUUUUGCUAUCAAGGUUGACAAGCAUCAGCUACAAGUUGGUGCUACUUUUGUGUGUUAUUAUGAUUUGGUGCAGUAAAAAUUUAAAUUUGUUAGAAAACAAAACAAGUUGGAUUGCUAGCAUUAGCUUUAGCAUUGGUGCUAGCACCACCCGGGCAUUUAAACUAGCUUGAUUUGCACCUACUUCUCUGUUGCAGGGCCUGCUAAAGGAGCUCAGGAUUCUCAAGGACAAAGUGGAGAACCUGGAGGACCAGAAGCUCGAGUAUGAGAAGAAACUCAAAGCAACAAAGGUGAACAGAAAGUUCUGAAUUUCACCGAGUCUAGACUCUGAGAUCAUUGCCCAAAUUCCUCCACUAACUGUCCACUCGACUUUCCAAAAAGCUGUCCAAUCCAAUGUUCCAGGCAGUGAAGUGAGUCGGUCUGUUUUUACGCACUCUUGCUCUCUAUGUGAUUCUCAGACACCUUUGUUUUCUCAGGAAGUCUGAGAGUCAUUUUACCUUCUUUUUCAAGUGCUGUAGGAUCAGAUACGAUUACGGUUCAGUCCUUGUUUUAACACCCGACAUGUAUUCUUUGGCAAAAUGCUCUGCCAGUUUCUCAGAGAUUAGAUUAUCUCCUCCAUUAAUUCAACAUCUGUCCCUGUCUCUGUUCCAAUGUCUCUCUUUCAGCACAAUGGCCUUCUGUUUGUUUCACAUGCUGUUAAUUUCCUACCUACCUACUUUGUUCAGAAGACAUUUUUAAACUUUACUUUUAAUUCCUCCUGUUUAUCAUAACCAAAGUUAUAUUAGAGUAGCCUGAUCAUGAGAUUAUCAAGAUGUUUGCAUGGUGGGAUUAAUUUUGAAGAUACUGAAAUUUACUGAAGUAUUCUCCAAACAGUUUUUGUGCUGCUUAUGCAAAAAGUUCAGAGUCCUAUUACCAUAUGUCAAUCACUAAUUUUAGAUUUUAAAAGUUAAAAGUAAGGGUUACAAUUUGUUAAACGAGGAGAAAAGUGCUUUUCACACCUUCCUCUCUUUCUACACAUCAGACAGUCAGAACUCGCUGGUAAACAUAUCAUCUUGAACUUCACUUUAUUGCCAUCUGUUUCUUCCUUCUGUUUACUUCAAAACCAACUAAAAAGACAGAACCAAAGCCUGAAAUUUUACUCCCCAAAGCUCAGUGCUGAGCCAUCCUGUGCUUUGUUGUGGCUGUUUCCUGUGAAGAUGUAUAUAAUGGCGAGGAAAAAACAUUUAUGCCUCACUAAAUUUAGAUUACAAGUGAGGACAUGUGCUGGCACUUUAAUCAAGAGACAUGUACAUGUGUUGUUUUGGUGAAUGUCUAGGAGCCUCUGCAGUGCAUGUUUUAACAGGCAUCUUUUGGCACAUGCAGUGCAUUUAUGCAGAGAUGCAUGUCCUCACAGCUAUGAUUUCUCUCUGUGUGGCACCAGGCAGAGAUCAGCAGCCUCCAGCAGCUUCUGCUCUGCAAGAACGCUGAGAUCGAGAGUCUGCACACUCAGCUCCUGGCCAGACCCUCUUUAGCCGCUGAGAGCUCAGAGAGAGGUAAGUAAAGCAUCAAACCCUCCAUCAAAAUACCCGAAACACAUCCUCUCACUGACAGAGUUACCCAGCCUGAUAGGUGACACAGUCAAUGACUCUUUUAUGCAUUCAUUAACGUACAAACACAGCUCCAGGGAAGGCCCUGCCCUUAAUUUGCCGUCCCUGUCGCCUCUCUGAGAGGAGAUGUGCUGUAAGAGGCUAAACACUCAAUGUAAGCCUGAAUAGUUCACAAAAAAUCAUUAUAAACCCACAGGCUAUGUCUACUCUUGAUCAAUAAAUAAUUUUCUUUUCUCCAGACACGUCUCCUUACUUCAUUAUCUUUUGUUUCCUUUUGCUCUAAGGAGCAGCUUUACCAAUCAACAACUUGUCCCCAAAAUUUCUCGAUGCACUCCCUCUCCUUUCCCUUUAGCUGCAUGAUUCAAAACAUAAAGUCUUGUUUGUCCUUAAUUUCAUCUGCUGGAGAUAAAGCUCUCCCAGGAGGUCUAGCUAAGUAUAUUAUUACUGUCACUCAACAGCAAUGCAGCCUGUAUGCCUGCAGUUGUGUCAAAGAAAGUGCCUGUGCUCUGAGGACCCAAAUAUAUACAGCUGACAUGACUAAAGCUAUGAUUAGCUGAUUAAAAAAGGGCUGGAGUGGAUCUGAAAAUACAGGGUUUAGAUUACAAAGUGAGAGGAUGUAUUUUUGCCUUUCCUUUCCUUCCAAAUAACCGUACCAAAUAAAUGUUUCUCUUCAUAUAAAACAUUGCUUUACAUAAUGUCUGUGCAAACUGAUAAGAAGUAUGGGGUUUCUCUUUCUAGAUCAGGAGCUGCAGAAGCUCAGGAGUGGGAUGAAAUCACUGUUAGCAGCCAAUGAUGAAAAGGUAACACAUCCACUCUCGUCCCGGUCAGCACAGCUGUGUGUGAUUUAGCAGCGUGUGUGCUGUCAUCUGUUUACUACAAUGCAAAGUGUCCCACUGGCCCGUAUAUAGAGCUGCCAUCACCACUGCUGUUUAAAAGGUUAGAGGCUAACUCGUUUUAGAUGUUGUCAUUUCUCAGAGGCCCCGCCCUCCCACCGUUUAUAGUACAGAGGAGCUUUUGUUUUCUCCUCCCAGAGUAGUUUGGACUUUAAAGACUUACAGACGCAGCUCUACAUGUGGCACACCAGAGAGGACACACACGUACGUGCACACACACACGCACACCCCAAGGCGAGCCAUUUCGGGCAAAGCCACACUUAAGUAGGCCUGGACCUGCCAGGCCUAAUUUCGGAGCGCACUGCAUUAAGAGAACCAUGGCAAAACCAGGCCUGGGCACCACUUCAAAACACACACACUCUCCACGCAGCUGGUUACCACAACUAAGACUCCCAGUCAGGCCUGUGUUAAUCCCCUCCCUACACUUUGAUGUAAAGGCCGUAUGGUAGAAGAGAGACGUUUGUGUGGUAUAUCGGUCAGUAACUGGGUGAAGCAGAUAGUCCAUAUGUGUGUUUUUAACCUCAGAUAGACAUUAUUAUUGGGCUUUUUUUGGCUUUGAAACCCUCUCAGUUUUCUCUGUUUCCCUCAGGACCGACGUAUAGAGGAGCUCACUCUGCUCCUGAACCAGUGCAGACAAUUCAGAGAGGUCACCCACAACACGAGGCAAGGUAACCAGCUCAUUCAGGUCGUUGUCCUUUCAUUUAUGUCAUAACAGUUUCUGAGCAAACGGUCAGCCACCACGCUUCCUCUUUUCUCUCUUAACUCAAACAUUCUUGACUUAAGGGGAAAACACUUUUUGUUCUUGUUACUGCAGCUCCUCCUGCUGUUCGCUCGUUGUCCAAUGGCAGGACUCCAUCGAGCAGCAGCGAGGAGGAAGAGCACGGCCCGAUGAAGAGUGCCGACUCAGCAAGUGCAAAAUCUGAGGAUGUGAAGUCUGAGGUGGGUAAAGACAGUUGUCUUUUGGUUGAUCAUUUUAGGCUUCGUCCACAAGAAUAGGUACAUAAACUUAGAUCUUUGUUGGAGAUAUUCCCUUUACUACUUAACUCUGAAUAAACGUCAGCUUUUCAGUGUAUUGUUUGCGGACAUCAUCACUUUUUGUUGGAGACUUUUUUUUUUAAACUGAAACACAAACUUUAAGUUAAUAUCUUUGAUCUCCAUAAUCAAAAUCUUAGUUUUUGUCAUAAAGUUAAAAAGAAAAGAAAAUAAAGAUAUUGUUAUCUUUUCAGUUUUUCUGUCUGCACAAACAUGGUUGCUUUACAUCUAACAUUUGUUUUCCAUGAAAGAGGAUCCUUUGUUGUUGUUGUUUUUUUUUUUUUUUUUUUUUUUUUUUUUUUUUUUGUCACUAAAUGCAACCAAAUUUUUUGUCUCCAGAAAGCAUGAUCUGUUUUUGGUCUCUGUAAAUGAGGUUGUUGUUGUUAUUGUUUAUCUCAGUCCUGAGAAACUUUUCUCUCUUAGUCUUUCUGGACAAUAUCUUUUGUUCCUCAAAACAAAAGAAUAUUUUUCUUAACAUCCGAUGACACAACCAUCAUGUUUUUUGUUAUCCAUGAAACUUUUACAACCUGAGGAGUACAAGACUAGCAGUGCAAAAGUGCUAAAAGAACCCUGAAGAAUUUUCUUUCUUUCUUUCUUUCUUUCUUUCUUUCUUUCUUUCUUUUUCUUUCUUUCUUUCCUUCCCUUCUUCCUUCCUUCCUUCUUCCUUCCUUCCUCCCUAAAUGAGCCCAAGCUCAGGCCCUCAACAUGCCCUAAAACUUACUAAACUUCACACAUGAAUCAGGCCUAAUGACAGUUUAAUAUCUGGAGAUUUUGAGUCACCAGUGGCUUAACAGUGCCCCCCAAGCCUUCUCAUUCUAUUGGAUCCACCCACUAAUCUUAACAUAAAGAACAGAAAGUUCAGUUACAUGUCUGUUUUAGUGAUUCAGGCUUCUGUCCACUCAGCCCACAGCAACACAUUGAAAGUUGAAAGUUAUUAAAGGAGUUUUUGUACCUUUAAAAAGUGUUGCAGUAUCAGUUCAUCAACUUUGAUGUCUCACCAUAAAACAGGAAGUUACUGUAACUCUUAAAUUCAGUGUUUAAUCAGUUUGACAGUUUAAACUUUUAGACCUGAUCACUGGUGCCAUUGCCAAACUGUUAUGUAAGCUUCAAAUUAAACAUGCAAGAGUUAUAUGCCUAUAGUCAAUGAUAGCAGCCCUAUUGCAGUUGCUGCAUAACCACAGCUGCUGCACACAUGCAGUUGUGAUACACUCAAAGGUGCAAGAAUCAAUUCAUUACUUCUUUAUGCUUAACUUUUUGUGCGGUUUUAUUUAUGAAAUCAUUAUGAGUUAAUCAGUUAAGGGUUUUGUCUGCUUAGACAUACUUUGUUUAGUUUGUAUAUACUGUGUAUUUUAAUCUUGAUGUCUUCUUUGGAACAGAAAGACCUGCUUUGGCUGGUUUCUCUAAGUGUGCUUCUAUGUGUUGUCUGUUUUAGAGUUGUUUGACCCCUUACUGCAAAGCAUGUUGUGAUGCCUGUUCUUGUAAGUGGCUACAUUAAUAAAAUGUAUUUCUUAUUCAUUCAUAGACUUCCACAAACAGUUCUUCCUCCCAUCAGACAUCGGCUUCAUCAGUGCAGAAGGACAGUGACUCCAGGUAGUGGUCCAGCUUUAUAUGAGUGAAUAUCUCCAGUGUCUUUGGAUUUCAUCUAACUGACUUAUUUGUUGUUUUUUAACAUCUCAGAACUGAAUCACAGACUUUAUCGAGCAGCAUGAACGACCUGACUAAUGAACCUUCACAAAAGGUACUUUUUGAGUUUAUUUUGGGGCUUUUAUUGAGAGACAGAGCAGUGGAUAGAGCAGCAAGUUACAUAAACUAAUAGGCCACCUCACUGUUCUGAAUAAUGGAUCAGUAAACUCAUAAAAUACUCCUGUUAUUACCCUUCCUAUACAUAUAUUUCACCAAAAUACUUGCUUGGUUUAGCUAAUUUUGUCUUCGCUGAUUAUCUCGUCUAUUUACCCAGAGUGCUGUGGGUGACAGCAGGAGUCAGACGCUGCCUGUGAACUCCUCUCUGUCCGAGCAGAAUGGGACCGUAGAGAGCAGCAGUGAACUCCAGGGUCAAAGGUCCCCAGAUGGGAGUGAAGAUGGCGACUCCAGUCAGAGUAAGUCAGGACACAUGAACUCAAGCUGCACAUGAGUUAAUAAUGACAUGAUGGAUAAUGUGGAGUAAUAACCCCUGAUCGAGAGCAGAGAUGUGUUUUUCUUUGGAGCAGCCUUGAGGCCUGUCACUCCCUCUAGCAAAGGCAGCAGACAUAUUUGGAGCUCACCACACCUCUUUGGCCAGACCACCACCGUGCUUUGAUCACAGCUAAUUUCAGAGGCUUCUGACAGAGCAGAUGGAUCAUGGGAUAGACUUUCUUACCAAACACACCCUCUCCUCUGCUCUGACUGACCACACUCAUCCCAGCUCCACCCUCCCUCAGCUUCACUGUCCACUUUUAGCUCCAGCCUCACCCUCAUUUCUCUCCUCAGCUUUCUGCUUUGGAUCUGAAUGACUGCAGCUCAUAUCAUAAAGAUCACACCUUGUAAAACGUAGCUCAAACUCGGUCAUUUUCAUGGGGCAUUAACCAAUGAAUUAUUUGCUGAGCUUGAUGGUCUGUGACUUUGCUUUCUCUCUCCUGAAUGGAGCUCUGUGUAAAGUCAGACCACAUCUAUAGUACUGAGCUGGUUUAGUCUGCUGGAUCUGUUCUGUCUGGUAUGCUGAUAGAAAAUUAGUCAGUCUUUAUCAUCAUCAAGAUUUGGCUGUAACGUUACCUCAACUACAGGAAACGAGAAAUUGAGCAGAAUCAGCAAACUCUGUUCCAUAUUUUCUCAAGUAGAGGUUAAGACUUUGUGAUACUUGGUAAAAAGUAGGACUGUUUCAACAUCUACCUUUGGUUGAAACAAAGCCCCCUGACCAAUAUCUUUAUCUGCUGCUUCAUGUGAAAAACUAAGUGAACUUCACCACGACAAUCUAUUUUAGUUUGGCAGCAUAUCACUCUACAUUUCUCGUUGUUCCAACAGGUCAAAAAAUACUAGAUUGCUGCACAUCUACUUUUUUUCAAUGCCCAAAGUGUCAAUCUGUCACUUUGUCAGCUUUGUUGGCUGUUUUAUUCUCAUCCAAAGUCCUCUCUGUCUGUCAUAAAAAAAUCACAUUUACCAGUACAGUCACAGUGUCCUAUUUUGUAUGCUUCAUUAUGAUGGGUCUUUUACAUCUGGAACAUCACUGUCUUAUACGGGUUUCCUUAUUUAUUCAUUUAUUGUAAUCCUCGACUCAGAUUCAUUUAUUCAGGUCUUCAUCAGCCGCUUCUAAUACAGCAGCUUCUUUCCCUGGGGUCCUCAUCCAAUAAACAUAAUAUACAAAACAUACAUAUAAUUCAACAAAACAUUCAACCGGCAUAAAAAUAAUCUCAUUACACAACAAACAAUAUGUAAAUAGAGCACAACAACUUCAAAUACAACACAGGUCAAAGAAAACACCUAAUGCAUGUUAAAGAGCUCCUGUAAACUAGUGCCAAGCAACAUGACAUUACAUCAGUCAAGUUAAAAUCAACCCCCUUGAAUAUAUAGCUUAGUAGUCUUUUAAAAGUGGCCUCACUUGGUGCUUCAGCUUUAAAUUUUGGUAAAUUAUUCCACAUAGUGAUAUCUACACACCCCAUCAGUCAGGGGUUUUUGCUUGGCUAUGUAACCCUGAGCAGCCUGCUGGGUCCUGUGGAUACACUGAUUUCUGUAACAUCUAAGUUGACAUAAGUCUUUAUGCUGGAAAAUUAAUGAAUAAGAGAGAAUUUUUUUUAUAAUAAUAAUUUUUAUCCAGUUUCCCAAAGCUGAAGUUAUAAUCUGUUUAGAAAAUGUAAGAUUCAUAAAGUCUAGAUAAUAUAUCAAAGAUGCAGAGUGAAGGUUAGUAGUUGUUGCAAAGAUAAAAACAUUUUCUCCUAAAUACUGUAAAAUGUGCAGUACAACUCAUUAGUUCAGAUAUUGAAUUUCCAUCUCUAAAACUCUGGAUCUGUGCCGCCCUCUACAGUCCACUAGUUGUAUCUGCAUAAUCUAUACACUGACUGUGUUUUUUUUUUUUUUUGUGACCUCUUAAAGGAAAGCUGGAGAAAGUUGAAGACAGCACUUCCAGUGAUAAUUCCCCCCUUCACUCUGGAGCAAAUACACAGCCGGGCCAGAGAGCCAUUGGCUCACCAGAAUACAUGAAGAACAACAGGAGCUUCAAGAGACUGUGGGGAAAGUAAGAGUGGGAAAAUACACAAACACACGCACGCACACACACACACACACACACACACACACACACACACACGCACGCACGCACGCAUGCACACACACACACACACACACACACACACACACACACACACACAAACACACACACACACACACACAUACAUUUGUGAGUGCAAAAGCAACCAUACAAUCAUAAAUCAAAUUGUGAGUGAAGUGUAUACUUUGUAUUAACAUGGAGUUUGGGUAAUGUGCAUCUGUUCAACAAUGUGAAAUGCUUGAUUCUGAUUGGUUAAUACUCUCAAGCAAUGAUCAGAUUGAUCGGCGGAAAGGGGACUGACAAAUUUCAUGUCUUCCCAUUGGCACGUUUGUUUCCAUUAGACGUGCAAAUUAAUAAAUCCACUCACUCCACUGAAACUUUGAGAAUCAAAGGAUUUUACGUUGCGCUCAACAGUUAAAAAACUGAUCAUUCAAACAGACUUCGAAGAACCCAGUCUGGGGGGCUCCAGGCAGCAGAUUCAGAUGGUGGUCAGUUCAGAAGAGGGGGACUUCGUGCCACAGCAGGACCCAGACUAACCAGGAGCCCUGAAUCUUAUAACUCAGCACGGUAAGGGUGCUCCUCUCUGAAUCUGCUUCUCAGUCCUAAUCUAAUUCAAAGAGAUUCAAGGUUUAUUGGGUGUGAUUGAUGAAUGAUGGGGGUCAUUUAAAUAUUUGCAAUAACUUUGUUGAAUGUCUGAUGUGUUUUGUUGUUUUCAGUGAUAUGAAUAUUCCAUUCAGCCAGUGGACCAAGGAGCAGGUGUGUGGCUGGUUAGAGGACUAUGGACUAGGCCAGUAUGUCAGUCUCACCAGACAGUGGGUUGAAAAUGGACAAACACUCCUGUCUGCUACACCCCAGGACUUUGAGAAGGUCAGAAAAUAAAAAAAAAGAAUCAAUCCUGUGAAGGCAUUGUGACUUAUUUUAAAUGAUUUUCACGCUGAUUGUAUAAUCAAUGUCAUCCCAAAUGACCUCAGGAGAUGGGGAUGAAACACCCUCUGCACAGGAAGAAGCUGCAGCUGGCUCUGAAUGCUUUCACCACUAAAGUAGUAGAGAAAUCGUCAGAGCUGGACCACAUCUGGGUCACACGUAAGUCUGUCUUUGUCUGUAAUAUAUUGAACACUUCAGGUUGCAUGCUUUUUUAAAGAUUUAUAAAAUAAAUUAACAGUUGUCAUGUCACACAAAGAAGUGUGUGACAUGAUACCUGUUUGGUAAACAGGUGUUCUGAGAUUUUGACCCUUGACCAUGUUGUGGCAAACCAGGAAGCAAAUGAUAAUGAUGUGAAGGGCAGGCAUAAAAAAAACAAUAAUAAUUUUAAAAAGUAGAAAUUUUAGUAGAAAUGUAUGAAGAAAUGGAGACAAGGUUAUCAAGGACCAGCUUCUACAUGUUUAAAAAAAACCUUAAAAAAGAGGGGGAAAAUGUUAGCUCUGCUAUGUUCAAAGACAUGAAACAACUAAAUUAUUAAAUCCAAUCAAUAACAAUGUUUUAGAAUACUGUUCAUCUCUCUUUUUAUGUAUGUCCCAUCACCUUUGUAACAAUAGGAGUCGUUGUUCUAGAGUUUAGGUGCUGUCUUGAUUUGCUUUUCUUUUUUUUUUUUUUGUCUUCUCUUUUUUGUUUUUGUUAUGCACUUAUCCAACAAAGUUUUAAACAAAAUGUAAAUCCCAGCCAAAUGUAUUUAAGUAUACAAAAAUGCAUUCUGGAGGUGAUAGUAUGUCCAAAUGUCUCAAAGAAGUCUCAAAGCUUGGCUAAAUCAAACCUAAUAUCUGCAUCGGUCUCAAGAAUCAAUAACUGUAACCCAGUGUUAAAAUCCAUGAAAUCCUGAAAAAGGAGAAUAAGCUAUAGGUAAAUAAUGAUUAAAACAAUAAUAAUAAUGAUAAUAAUAAUAAUAAUAAUAAUAAUAAUAAUAAUAAUAAUAAUAAUAAUAAUAAUAAUAAUAAUAAUAAUAAUAAGUAGAAGAAGAAGUAACUUGUCAGUAUGUGUUUAAAUGUCACAUCAAGGCAACAUGUAUUUACAUCAGACAAGAAAGUUUUAUAAUACAGUGUUUUAGCAGUCUAGAGGAUAUGUUUCUUAUAUUAAGUAGACAUUACAUAUGGAAUUAUUUGUUUUAGUCACCAACAUGACCUCCAUGAGUUUUUCAAACAACAUCAAAAUUACAAGUGCCAAGAUUUUUCCAAGCAAAUGUUCAAUAGGAAUAACAUAGCAAGUGUUAUUCUGUGAUAAAUCACAGUUAACUGUGGUCAACCAAAUGAUUCAUUACCAUUUUGAAUAUUAAUUGCUUGACAGCCUUUGUAGAAAUAUUUAAAGAUUAAAAAUACAGUAGCUGGUUUUCUCCAGGGCUGCAUAAGACUGAGUAUCUCCAUUAAGUAUGUUUGUCAGGCAGCAUUGACGUGAAUUAAUGUCUCAUUUUGUCAUUUUCAGGUUGGCUGGAUGAUAUCGGUUUGCCUCAGUAUAAAGACCAGUUUCAUGAAGCUCGAGUGGAUGGUCGAAUGAUACAAUACCUCACCGUGGUAAGACUGAACUAACAUGUUUACAUCUUAAUUUCAUCUGUGAUUACUUGUUACCAAGUUUAAUGGUAGAUUUUUCUCCUUGCACAGAAUGACCUCUUGACAUUAAAGGUCACCAGCCAGCUUCAUCAUCUCAGUAUUAAAUGUGCCAUCCAUGUGCUUCAUGCCAACAAGUUUAACCCAAACUGUCUCCGACGCAGACCGGGAGAGGAGGUGAGUCAGACUGGAGAUAUGUGAGUAAAUGUUGAAAAUAGGAACUACACAAAGGUAUUCUGUAUAUAUAUGCUGUCUAAAGUCUUGUGUUUUUGAUGUAAUUUCAAAUAUAACACAUAAUAAAUCGAAUUGCACUGACAUUAGAUGACAUGCAAAGAUGUUAUCCCAUCAGCUGCCCACAAGAUGGCAGCAAAUACACAAAACACCAAGGAUUUCAAACUGCAUUUUUCUUUUCAUACAGCUUCCUUUUACUCACAUUUAGCAUAUAUUUGAUAGGUACUGUUUUUAAGUGAAAAUGAUUAUUUGUGUAUUGAUUUUUACCUGUUUUAGAAACAGCCCUCUCCCUCAGAGGUGGUGCAGUGGUCUAACCAUCGAGUGAUGGAGUGGCUCAGAGCUGUGGAUCUGGCUGAGUUUGCUCCUAAUCUACGGGGCAGUGGGGUUCAUGGUGGGCUGAUUGUAAGUGCUGUACUUUAUUGUCUCUAUUUUAGCCUCCCUGUACGUUUUAAGUUGUACCAGCAUUACAUGCUUCAAUAACAUGCCUGCAGACUGUGAUUUGUUACUACCACGUGUUGUCUAAAUCUUCUCCUGUACAGAUCCUGGAGCCUCGCUUCAGCGCAGAGACUUUGGCCCUGUUGUUAAAUAUUCCUCCGCAGAAAACUUUGCUCCGCCGCCACCUUGCCACUGCCUUCUCUGCACUGGUUGGGACUCAGGCCACUCAAGAGAAGAGAGAGUACGGCAAUGCCACUGGCCAUGUGCCCCUCACCACCACCGCUAAAGUAAAGGUAGGACAACAUUCUGAUAAUCCAAAAAUCUAAAUCUCUCUGGUUCUGAUCAUUUCAAAUCUAAGUGUAACCUUGAUGUCACUGUAUUUUUCCUGUUACUGCAGCCAAAGAAACUGGGCUUCACUCAGUUCAGUCACCUGAGAAAGAGGAAACCCGAUGACUCUGCAGACUAUAUCUGCCCAAUAGACAGUGGAGCUUUGACAGUGAAUGGGGUUUCCCGCCUGCCGUCUGCAGCUCUCAGGGGCCUCAGUCCCAGCUUGGAUCGUCAGGCUGAACGGAGGGAGCCAGUGGGAUUAAAAACUCAGGCUAAUGGCUCAAAGCUAAUUUAAAAAUACAGUAUGAACCUUUUCCAACUCCACAACACUCCCAUCUCACUGCCUCUGAGUGCCUUUGAAUAAAAAGUUCAAACGCAGAAAUAAAGACAUGAUGGAUUCUGAGAGGGGUUUGCAGGAUGGUCUGUAAAAACAAUGAUAGACAGACCCUGUUGCCUGAUGUUAAUGUAUUUGUAUUUGGAUGUGCUUAAACUAUAUUAGUGUAUAAUGAUGAUGAAUAUUGAGAUUGUGUGAAUUGUUCACUGAAAGCUGCUCUCUGCAUUCCUUACACAGUUUGAUUCCAAAGCUCACACUUUCAAACAAUGCAUUUACUGAUUAUUUUGUAUCUAAACUCCUGUAGAUUUAGAAAGAAAUGAACUCUCUUGUCAUAUUUCUGAAUCACCAGUACAGUACUUUUAUCAACAUCAGAUGGA